AUGGGCCCGAAACCUAAGAACGUCUGCAUGUUGAGGUUUGAGCAGGGACAGAGAGCGGCACAAGGAGAAGAUCUUGCUGCCCCAGAACGCGAAACAAUGGCUGAGUUGCUCCAGCCCCUGACUUACUCGCCUCCCAGAAGCCGUGGAAUUAGCGAGUCCGCACCACCCCCAGCAACUAACCCAGCAACUGUUACGACAACUAGCAACAUCUUUGAAGGGCCCGAAGAGCCCAAAAUAUAUUACCCCAAGGAGAAGAAGGGCACCGACAGAGAACCGGAUUCAGCGCCGCUUCUGCCAAGAUGGGACUCCUUCUCUGAGGUGCUAGGCGAACCUUCUCGAGCAGUGAGGAAGGUAAGCUCCACGCCUAGGCUUCAAGGUGAGGAGUAUGGUGGAAAUCGGAGAGCCGCUCAGCCGAAUUUCACUCCUGAGUCAAGCGUAGGGUCAGCAGAGACACCUCAAGAAGAUUACUGCCAGGCUUUACCUAAGUUGGAGGGAAUUAUUCUUGGAUCCCCUGAUUUAAGCCUAACCAACAAAGGGACAUGCGGCACGAGAGGCAGCGGCAAACUGGUCUUACCAGAGAGGAGAAUUCCAAGUGCUCAGGGCUCAGUCGAAAUGGCGGACGUUGAGUUUGUGUGCGGGAGUAGCAGCACUGUGACCCCAAGGCGAACUUCAAGCGAGAACAACACUGAGGUCUUGUUGCCGGGCCAAAACGUUCACGCCUCCUUGCCCCAGCUCCCCCUCCGCCCACCGACGCCAGUGGAAUUUAGACAACGCCCACAAUCUCGAGAGGUUAGCUCCUAUAGUUCUUUCGUCCCCGAUGGCAGAAGCACAAGCAUAUCCAGCGGUGUGAAAAUCUCCAGCAGUAGCUCAGCAAGAAGUAAUAAAUCACGUGGUCAGGGGCCGCCUUUUUUUGUCCAGCCUUCCAUUCACUCGCAUCACGACCACUACAUGGAGCUAGAAACUUCUCCUGGCGAAGACUCCAACGUGGUGGAACAGUCAACGCCCAGAGAUGAUUCUCCCAAAACGGUUCCACAGGACUUACGAGUCGAAGGAACUGCUCAAAAUGAAAUCCUUUCGCAACUCAAGGCCCUCGCCGGGGACGUUGCUGCCAUUAAAAUCGAACAGAUAAGAAUCAGUAAGAAGCUCGAAGACACCAAUAAUCAUCUGAAAGCUUUUUGGGGAAAGCCGCAGCAACUGGAAAGUGAGGAAGGCAUUAGGAGCUUUGCAUCAUACGAAGAAAGUAUCACCAAUCACGUCACCCAGGGAGCCGGAGAAUUUAAUGAAGCAGUGGAAUCGGUUGCCAUCAGUUUGGCAAAAAUCGGUGACAAUACGGCAAACACCAUCUCCGCAAAUCCAGCAGCCAGAGAAAGCGAUGAUCUAAAGUGGUCUGAUGCUGUGGAACAAGGGUCUCACGAUACUACUGCUGGUAUUCCGAUUACCACGUACAUAACCCCUGUUGAUCAGGGUAGACCAUCAAUUGUACAAGGUACAGGUAGAAUGGGGGAAAAUGAUGUUGGCAAAGAGAAUGUUGGAGGACCAAUGGGAAGAAGACGUUCCCAGACAAGCCCUUCGGUGAGAGGCGAUACGGCGCAGGACCAAGGUCAACAACAAUUUAGUAAUUGGCACGGCCCACCAACGAGCCAGAAAAGGGGUUUCUGGAAACGUCACAACGGCGGAAUGAGUCGGCGUGGCAGCGCGAGCGGGAGUGGCAGCAGGAAAUGUGAGAACCUCCAAGGCAUUCGUUUUGCACUCCGCAAAAAGUUGCUAACUUGCCACACAGUUGCGACCCCAAACUCUACCGGACAGCAACAGCCAGUGUCAGCGGCUUCACAGGUGUAUACACAUGGCGGCUAUGAAGCACAAUCACAAAUUCAACCCUCCUCCCGCAAUCCAGGAACACAUGGUGCUCAUGCGCACGCUUCUGGGCAAUACAGAGGAUACCCUCACCGUCAAUUUAGCAUGAGGCACAACCAGACCUCCACGCGUGACGGGGCAAUGCCUUCAAACCGGAGUUACAUGCCACAUCGUGAUUUUAGCCCCAAUUACGGAUCGCCUCCAGGACACCCGGGACAGGGAUACUCCCAAGUAGGUUUUCAUCGUUUCCACGGAGCCCAAAACGUUGGCAGCAGUCCUGAGAUCGGGCAAUGGCCUGCUGCCAACACUGAAUUCAACGUGCAUCGGCCAUGGGCGGGCGUUUCGAAUUGGUACCACCAGGUGAAUCCUCAGGGAAAUAACGAUAUGCAAGGCCCACCAAACUAA
Messenger RNA from Histoplasma capsulatum G186AR, 2259 nucleotides. RefSeq lists its product as uncharacterized. The record is from RefSeq and is a predicted model, not a curated record. The transcript has a single exon. Bases 1 to 2259 code for a protein of 752 amino acids. Lineage: Eukaryota; Fungi; Ascomycota; Eurotiomycetes; Onygenales; Ajellomycetaceae.